GCAACCCUGGCACCGGUUUGUUUUUGCAACAGAGGUUUAGCCCUGGGGUCGUGGGAUGGACAAGAGUGCCUCUGUCCAUGCUUAGAGAAUGUGCAGCCCAUCCACACAUUGUUUUGGGGUGGGGGCAGAGUUCCAGCAGAGAUUGUAGAAUGCCUUCCACAGUUGACAUCCUUCAGAAUUAUCAAGAGAUGUUUGCGCAUCGGUAUACUUCCAAAGACACAGAAUAUCAGAACUGUGUCCAGCGUCCUGCAGAUCCACCUCCCAUAGUUGAAGACUGGUUGAACAGAGAACCCAGCAUACCUUCUGUAUCUGAGAUAAUUCAGAAUUAUGAAAAGAUGUUUGCACAUCGAUUUUCUAAAGAAGAUGAAGAAUAUCAGAAAUAUGUCCAACGCCCUGCAGAUCCACCUCCUUUAAUGGAAGACUGGCGAAACAGAUCGGGUGGUAACCAGCGAUACAGAGAUCGAUUCAGAGACAACAGAUCAUUCAGAGGCAAAGGGGACAGAUACGACCAGCAAAGAUCCCGUCAAUGGCAAGAAAGAGGCUGGGGAAACCGCUACCAGGAACACAGGCAUGGACAGCCUUCCUACUCCCAACAUGGACGGCAGUCCCACUAUGGUUAUAGUUCUUACUCUCAGGGGUCACGGUAUGGUUAUUACUAAUGCUGUCUCCUUCAUUCUGUCAGACGUCAACUUUUGCUUCUUUCAGUUUUGGAGUUUGGUAAAUGGAGGACAAAAUUGUUGUGCUUUUAAAACAAGUUUUGUUGAUGUAUUUCAGAAGUGCAUGUUGAACAAAGGGAAUUGGAGCUAGGCGUGGUUCAACAAACUAGCCUUUUGCCUGCACAUACAGCCCCUUUGCUCCACCCUUUGUGUGAGCUGCAAUUAAACCAGGGAAUCUAAUUAAUUGUAGUCAUCUGAACUGGGAAAACAUGCUUACCACCUUCAAGGACAAGCCAAGACCUCAAACCACAAUUUGAAGUUGGUUGAAGAGCGUGGCUUCUUCUAAAGCUGGUAGCCAUAGUUUCCUGGUUCAGAUGAAAUGGGAAAUGAAUGAGUACUCACUCAUUAAAGAGUUCCUGGUUUAAUUGCAGCCUGAGUGAAGGAACUGAAUGUGUGGGCAAAAGCCUUGUUCGUACCUCUGCUUAUUAAGCUGAGAUACAAUCAUCCAAAUGUGGCCCCUGUAAAACUCAUGUACAAAUGCUGAACUGUGAACUUGCAACCUCACAUUCCCUUUCCACUCUUGUACAUUGCCUGUAAAAAUACUUAAUGCUUUGGUGAUGAGGGGAGAGAAAUUUGCUUUGCAGCAGAAGAAUUUGGCAAAGGCUCUCAGCACAAAAGGGUUGCUCUUCUUGAAAUUCUGACUCAUACUAUUCCAUUGCUAAUGAGCAUAAGAAUGAUUAACAUCAGUAAUACAUUGUGGCAAGGGAAUUACAGGUUGCAUUUUGGGUAUCUUUUGGACGGUUGCUAAUAAACAGGCUUCUCAGUUUUCAUUUAGAUUUCUUAAUCCCUGUGGCAUUGUUGGUUUAAUUUUCUGCUUCACUCACUAGUAACCACUGAGCAAAAAUGUCAAAUUAAGGGGUAGAUAAUUGUAAAAGAUACAGUGCUUUAGGGUUGUAUUUUUUAAAAGAUUCAUCAUGAUUAAAUGGUGUCCUCUUAAAUCUG
Rhineura floridana is the source of this 1658-nucleotide messenger RNA. RefSeq names its product RNA guanine-7 methyltransferase activating subunit (gene RAMAC). Gene Ontology annotation, molecular function: RNA binding. Gene Ontology annotation, biological process: RNA 5'-cap (guanine-N7)-methylation. The record is from RefSeq and is a predicted model, not a curated record. The transcript is spliced from 4 exons. The coding region runs from base 78 to 659 and encodes 193 amino acids. NCBI's taxonomy places the organism in Eukaryota, Metazoa, Chordata, Lepidosauria, Squamata, Rhineuridae.